Ambispora gerdemannii is the source of this 1956-nucleotide messenger RNA. The record is from the annotation of a GenBank genome assembly. Lineage: Eukaryota; Fungi; Glomeromycota; Glomeromycetes; Archaeosporales; Ambisporaceae.
AUGAGUAAAGCAAAACAAUGGUUACAAGACAUAUUAGCUCAAAGUGCUAUCAAAAAUAUAGAUUAUGGUGAGCUUGAAAACGAAAAAAUGCUAACCGAGGGUGGCUUUGGAAAAUUGAUGACCGCCUACUGGAAAAAAGGACGCAAAACAGUUGUUUGCAAAAGAUUGAAAAACUAUACUCGACAAAAUGAAGAAUUAUUUAUGAAGGAGUUUGUAAAUGAGGUUAAAAUUAAUCAACGACUUUAUUAUUGCGAGAAUAUAAUUCGAUUUUUAGCUAUAAGUCAAGAUCCAAAAACAUCCGAAUAUAUUCUAAUACAAGAAUAUGCUGAUGGUGGUAACCUACGAGAAUAUCUUUGUAAGAAUUGUAGUACAUUAUCUUGGCAUAAUAGACUCCAGUUGGCUUGUCAAAUAACUAACGGAUUGUCGUCUCUUCAUGACGAAGGAAUUGUGCACAGAGAUCUUCACUCGAAAAACAUCCUUGUACAAAAUGGAAUCGCCAAGUUAGCCGAUUUUGGAGCUUCAAAAAACUUAAUUACCAAUUCAUAUACUCAAACAGAUUUUUUUGGAAUUGCACCUUAUGUAGAGCCAAUGUGUAUGCAUGAUUAUAAAUAUCCACGAGAUAAACGCUCAGAUAUCUAUUCAUUGGGUGUUAUUUUAUGGGAGAUUGCAAAUCCUCUAGGAAAAUGUGCUUUUUAUGGGCAUCAACAGGACCCUACUAUUCUUUAUGCAAUUAAAGAUGGAACAAGAGAGACACCAGAUCCAAAAACACCGACAGAGUAUGUAAGUCUUUACCAACAGUGUUGGGAAGGAGAUCCACAAAAACGUCCCGAAGCAGAUUUUAUAUUAGACUCAAUUGAAAAAAUGAUUGGUGACUGUAGUCUUGACAUAAAUCAAACCAUUUUUAUUAGCCCAAACAAUCCAAGCAACAGUUCAGAGUCUCGCGAUGACUUGGAAGAAACUUUAUGUGAUAUAGACAUGUCACUGUCUAUGAAUAACUAUAACGAUAAGAAUUCAUUUACAUUAAUAACAGGAUUAUUUCAAGAUCCAGAAGUGAGACACUGCAAGCUCGUUCUUGACAAAUUUAAAAAAGAAAAAAAUAUAGAUAUUCCGAUUCAAGAUUGCUGUAUUUCUUUGCAUCAAUAUUAUUGGGAUGUAGAUGGUCUGGAAUACCAUCUUAAAAAUGAAUAUAGUCUACCACACAAGGAUCGUUUCGCUUUCUUGAAUAACGUGCAUAGUGGCCUAAUCAGGAACAAAUCCUUUGUCAACCAACAAGAAGAAUGCUAUAUGGAUGUAUUUGAAAAAGCAACUAAGUUUCUUGUUGAGAAAGGGUAUGACAUCAAUGAUCAUGGGUAUUUCACUACGCCUUCACUCUCUUGUCUUAUUAUGGAAUAUCAGGAUGGUUUCAAAGAACCCAUUAUUCAACGUCUUCAAAUAUUAUUGAAGUAUGGAGCACGUCUAAAUAAUCAUAUCAACUCGGUGGAAGAAUCACCUUUACGCGAAGGAUAUUUUUACUGUGCUACAGCAUUUCAAACUAUUUUUUAUUUUCCAAACUCACGUUUAAUUCCUAUUUUGGAAGUAUUUCUUAAAAAUGGAUCGAGAUUUAGUUCAUUGGGAGAUGAAAUCGAUUUUAUUUUAAGUACUCUAGAGAAGAAAGACGAGGGUGAUUUCGAAGCUAUUGCUCAAUUGCUUCGCAAAUAUGAUGAUGCUGGAAUUAGUGCUUUGAUGAUUGGUGGUCUUAAUAUCGUGCAUUAUGUAUUGAAAUAUUGCAGUAUAAAAUUUUUAAAUCGUCUUUUAGAGAACUUGCUUACUCUUAGUAAACCUGAAAUUAUCGAUGAAGCCAUUCAAAACACAGAUUUGCAUAGUAAAGAAAGAGCGUGUUUGAAAAAUUGGCAAGGUAAAAAAGGUAAAGCAAAGCAAUUAAAGUUACAAUUAAAAUUUUUGCAUUUAGAUAGAUAA